Messenger RNA from Lathyrus sativus (Indian pea), 423 nucleotides. NCBI's taxonomy places the organism in Eukaryota, Viridiplantae, Streptophyta, Magnoliopsida, Fabales, Fabaceae. The record is from the annotation of a GenBank genome assembly.
AUGGAAUCUAUUCAUAUCGAGAUCCCUUCAAGAAGAGAUACUAUAGAACCUCUCAUCAAGUUAGCUUUGUCUCGUCAAACUCGACUCAUUGUGUUGAGUGAUUCAGGUCUUGUCUCGGAGGUUAACUUUCUCUACCCAGUAAUAUGUGCUUCUGGUAUCCCCAUCGAAAGAAUGUUUCGUAUGACAUCUUUCUUUGGAACUUUUGUCGGUGCCAACACCGAUCACUUUUCUGCACACUUUGCGAGCACGAGUUCACCAAAUUCUCAUUUCUCCAUUUUCCUUUCCGGCAAUGAAGGAAAAGUGUUUGGUGAAAUUGUUGGUCGGAGGGUCAUAGCUGCUAGUGCUGUUUUCAGUGUUGCCGCUCUUGUUAAGAAUCCUACAUUUGAUAGGUUGGACAUCAAUGCUGAUCGAAAUCAACAUUAG